This is a messenger RNA of Fusarium vanettenii 77-13-4, 645 nucleotides long. RefSeq lists its product as uncharacterized. The record is from RefSeq and is a predicted model, not a curated record. The transcript is spliced from 6 exons. Lineage: Eukaryota; Fungi; Ascomycota; Sordariomycetes; Hypocreales; Nectriaceae. Bases 1 to 645 code for a protein of 214 amino acids.
AUGAAACAUCCGCGAAAGCAUCAUGACUCUCGUGCACGACCAUACCCCCUAGCUCGGCAUCGGAGAGCCCGGACGUCACGUGUUCGGUCUCGUCACUUUCAAGACAUAGACCCACCUAGGUCGACCCAUCCGAGACCAAAGAGAGUUGCCCGGCGUGCGGAUCACUCCGCCAGCGAUGAUCGAGGAGGAGACUACGGGCCGCGGUCUCGGGCUGAGCAACCCGUAGAAGGUGAAAGCCCUGACUAUGAAUCCGAAAGAGGUGAUUAUGGUGGCCAUUAUGAUGGCGGCUCUGCCAGCGAUUCUGGCGAGGAGAAUACCAGUCCAAGUCAUUCGGAGCUGGAGCAGAUCAAGGAUCUGAUUGUUGGGUCUCGCAGAGAUCAAAGCGAACGGUUUCUUGAAUUGGAUAAGAGAACGAGGGAAUUGGCUCAGCAGUACGUGUUAAUCCUGCAGAAGGUCUCCACAUUGCAGAAUAUAAUACAAGAGCUGCCGCAGGCAUUAGCCGCCAGAUUUUUAUCACCCCUUAUCCAGCGGACGUUCUCUAUAACACAAGAAAAACAAGACCAAGCGCAUCAUGGAGGGACGGGAGAAGGUGGAACAAUAGACCCAAUGGAGAUGUUUGGCACAGGCAACGAACCUUUUGGUUGA